Messenger RNA from Scylla paramamosain (green mud crab), 2543 nucleotides. Its product is annotated as macro domain-containing protein PG1779-like. Gene Ontology annotation, molecular function: ADP-ribosylglutamate-[protein] hydrolase activity. Gene Ontology annotation, cellular component: nucleoplasm. The record is from RefSeq and is a predicted model, not a curated record. Lineage: Eukaryota; Metazoa; Arthropoda; Malacostraca; Decapoda; Portunidae. Gene Ontology annotation, biological process: purine nucleoside metabolic process; DNA damage response; peptidyl-glutamate ADP-deribosylation. The transcript has 3 exons. Bases 63 to 944 code for a protein of 293 amino acids.
AAGGCCUGGCUCAGGAGUGAUCCUGUGCCACCUGUACCAUCAAGAUCAAGAUCAAGGUCAUAAUGGUGACUGGGUUGUUCUCACUGUCAAUUCGCUCAUCUUUAACCGCUUCUCCUCGCCUUAACACCCACUCCUUAGGCCUGCCACUCCCAGGACAGAAAAUUGCAGGCCCAUUCUUCAAAUCCCCAAGAGAAGAGGUCUUAAAUAUGUCUACGGGGGGAAAUAGAGACGAUUAUAAAUGGCAGAAAGAACACUACCUUAAUCUCGACCUAACUGGAAGGAGAAGCAAUUAUUCAGGCUACGUGCCCCUCCCCGCUGUCCUGCCGUGGCCUAAGUACUACGAGGCCAAUAAAUACGCUGUCGAUAAAUCUGCCCUCAGCGCCAACAGGACGCAGGAGCUGUUGAGUGGCAGUAUCUAUUCAAGAGAUAACGACCUAAACAACAAGGUGUCAAUUUUCGUGGGUGACAUAACUAAACUGGAGGUGGACGCCAUUGUCAACGCUGCCAACAACAGCCUGCGAGGGGGUGGCGGUGUUGACGGGGCGGUGCACAGGGCCGCCGGGAAGUACCUGUUUGAUGAGUGCGUCACCCUCAAUGGAUGUCAAACUGGUGAUGCCAAGAUUACUGGUGGAUACAGACUGCCUGCGCGGUACAUCAUCCACACGGUCGGCCCAGUAGGAGAGAGACCCGCCUUGCUCGAGUCCUGCUAUCGACGUUCUCUCCAGAUUGCCAUGGAAAAUAACCUUCGCACUGUGGCCUUCCCCUGCAUCUCCACGGGGGUGUAUGGGUAUCCUGGGGAGGCGGCAGUGAGGGUGGUGCUCCCCAUAGUAAGGACGAUGCUGGAGGCACACAAAAGGGAGUUCGACAGGGUGAUCUUCUGCCUGUUCCUCAAACCUGAUGUGGAUUUGUAUCACCGGUAUCUCCCAGUGUUCUUCCCUCUCUAGUGAGGAUAGCUUAGGGUUGCCAGACGUCCGGAUUUCCCUGGACAUAUCCGGAAAUCAGAUAACGAAACCUGCGUCCGGGGGGAUUCCUGAAAAUCCCUCAAAUGUCUGGAAUUUCACCUUUCAUCAUUACUAACUAAAAAAUCCAUCAUUACCAACUGUUAAAAAAUCACAUUUAUUAAAUUUACUUGGGUUGAAAUGAUAGGAGAGAGAGAGAGGGGGGGUUCACCGAGUGGCAACUGCUUUGGUUUGGAUUCAGUCAAGACUCUGACGUGUAUGGGUCCUGUAUGAAGGUGCUUGCAGCCUUCUGGAAAUUUGAUAGUUGAUAUAUGGCAACCCUAUGAUAGGUUAGGAGCAGGAGGCGAUGGGGUGUGUCUGGGAAAGUGAUGGGGUGUUAGGGGAAGUGAUGGGGUGUAGGAGGCAGUGAUGGGGUGUGUACUAAAGGUGUUUUUUUGUGUUAUAAGGUGUUUUCUGUUUUUUUUUUUUAUUUUAGGUUAGUUUACGUUAAAGGAAGAGCAAGAGAUGUGUGUUUUAAGGUGUUUUAGCAAGAAUAGGUGUUUUUUUUGGUGUUUUUUAAGGUGAUUUUCUUUAUUUUUACUGUUUUGUUUAAGUUAGAUUAGUAGAAAAGGGAUGGGCUGUUUUAUGAAUGUUGAAGAGAAUGUUUGGAGUGUUUUGUUGUGUGUGUGUGUGUGUGUGUGUGUGUGUGUGUGUGUGUGUGUGUGUGUGUGUGUGUGUCUGGUUAGUUUUAGUCACGAGCCCUUGACCUUUUACACGCUGACCCCCUCAAAGUUGGGUCAUUGAAGUUGGGGGUCCUCUCUGUACACCACCCACUCAGCCUCCCCCCCUACCUAUGCCACCACAGACAGACAGAUAGAUAGAUAGAUAGAUAGAGGAGGAGAAUAACCUGCAUUUUCUUUCAAUUUAUACCCUUUUAUAAUUUUCAACGAUUUUUCUCCCUCCCAUCAUGUGCUUCCCUACCUCCCCCACCCCCCCCAGGAGAGUGUCCAGGCCCCCUCCCCCUCACCCUCCCUGUUGAGAACCACUAGCUUAAGUUGUAUUAGGUUAUAGCAGAGGUUGAUGGGGGGUUCUGGGGAGGUUGGGGGUUCUGGGGAGGGGAGGCUGAAAUAAAAAUGUGAAUUAUUAUAGAAAAUGUGAAAAUAUUGCAUAAUCCAGCAUUGAAAUUUGUGUUAACUUGUUGUUAGUGAGUAAAGCUGUUCAGUUAUUGUAAGUAAUGACAGAUUAAAGCUGUAUAAGAAAUAUAUUGUAAGUAUCUAGUGUGUGUGUAUGUGUGUGUGUGGUAAGCCUGGAGUGUCUGUCUGUCUGAGUGUCUGCCUCUAUCUCUGUCAUUGUCUGUCUGUCUGUCUGUCUGUCUGUCUGUAUCUUUAUUUGUGUGUGUGUGUGUGUGUGUGUGUGUGUGUGUGUGUGUGUGUGUGUGUGUGUGUGUGUGUGUGUGUGUGUGUGUGUUUCUCUCUCAUUUGUGUUGUGUACUUCAGAAUAACUCUCUCUCUCUCUCUCUCUCUCUCUCUCUCUCUCUCUCUCUCUCUCUCUCUCUCUCUCUCUCUCUCUCUCUCUCUCUCUCUCUCUCUCUCUCUCUCUCUCUAA